Bactrocera neohumeralis is the source of this 1809-nucleotide messenger RNA. It is a transcript of the gene Sqor, whose product is annotated as sulfide:quinone oxidoreductase, mitochondrial. NCBI's taxonomy places the organism in Eukaryota, Metazoa, Arthropoda, Insecta, Diptera, Tephritidae. The coding region runs from base 171 to 1529 and encodes 452 amino acids. The record is from RefSeq and is a predicted model, not a curated record. Gene Ontology annotation, molecular function: sulfide:quinone oxidoreductase activity; FAD binding. The transcript is spliced from 7 exons. Gene Ontology annotation, cellular component: mitochondrion.
UAUGAAUACAGUUUUUGGUCGGACAGAGCGUUGGUGAAUAGUAAAGCGUGUGACAUCGUCGGUGAAGGAAGGAACAAGUGCUGUGUCGUGCAAUCAAAAUAACAAUACAAAAACAAAAAUAAUAAAUAUUAUUAAAAACAGUAACUAAAUACAUAUAUAAAUAUAUAAAUAUGCUGAAAGUAAUAUCAGCCAGUAAAUUGCCAAUCGCGGCUGGGUGUUAUGUGAACAGUGGGGGCAUUGCCGCUCGCACUUUUGCAACCGGUCAAGCGCUGAGAGAUCGACAUGACUGUCAGGUAUUGAUCGUCGGUGGUGGUUCCGGUGGUUGUGCCCUAGCAGCGAAGUUAUCUUCGAAAUUGGGAAAGAACAAAGUGACCGUUGUGGAGCCAGCUGAGCGUCACUACUACCAACCGAUGUUUACACUGAUUGGAGGUGGCAUGAAACGAUUGGAGCAAUCGUAUAAGCCGAUGGCGGAGGUGUUACCGAAAAACGUCAACUGGAUCAAGUCGGCAGCUGUGGAAUUUGAUCCGAAAAAUAAUACGGUGAAAACGGCAAAUGGCACGAAUGUCAAAUAUGAUAUGCUACUAGUGGCCACGGGUCUGCAGUUAAACUAUGACAAGAUACCCGGCUUAGUUCAAGCGCUCUCAAUAAUAAACGGCAAAGUGUGUUCAAAUUACUCACCCAAAUAUGUGGAUCGCACCUAUGAGUGCUUGCUAAACAUACAGGGUGGCAACGCUAUUUUCACAUUUCCCGCUUCACCUGUUAAAUGUCCAGGGGCACCGCAGAAGAUUGUCUACAUUGCCGAGCACCACUUCCGCAAGUUGAAUAAGCGCAACAAAAUAACGGUUACAUAUAAUACAGCGUUGCCAGUGAUUUUCGGCGUGAAACACUAUGCCGACGCACUGUGGAAAGUUGUGGAGAAGCGUGAUAUCAAAGUCAAUUUGAAACGAAACUUAAUUGAGGUGCGUCCACUGGAAGAUGUCGCCGUGUUCCAAGACCUCGAUAAACCGGAGCAGAUUUUUGAGGAGAAAUAUGAUCUGCUGCAUGUCACGCCGCCGAUGAGCGCACCAACUGCAUUGGCGCAAUGCAAGGAAUUGGUGAAUGAGGCAGGUUUUGUGGAUGUGGACAAAUCGACGCUGCAACAUCUGCGUUAUAAAAAUGUUUUUGCGAUCGGUGACUGCUCGGCAUCGCCCAACUCAAAGACUGCCGCUUCAGCAGCCGCCCAAUCGCCGGUCGUGUAUCACAAUAUGAUUGCCGCCUUGAAGGGCAAAGAAUUGAAGCACAUCUAUGAUGGCUACGCUUCGUGUCCGCUCGUUACCGGCUAUAGCAGCUGUAUUCUGGCUGAAUUCGAUUACGAUCUGAAGCCAUUGGAGACAUUCCCGUUCGCACAGAAUAAAGAACGCUACACAAUGUUCUUCUUAAAGAAGGCCUUAAUGCCCACACUCUACUGGAAAGUCAUGCUGAAUGGCUACUGGAACGGUCCAGCGCUGAUGCGUAAUGCUCUGUCUGUAUUUAAAUUCGGCAAAAAGUGAAUGUGAAGUUACAGGAUAAAUAUAUAUAUAAUGGCUUAUAAAUGUAUUUGUGAGGAGAUAACUGCAAUCAAUGCAACGGAAAAAGUCAGCGCUGCAGUUUAAACAAGUUAAAGCGGUCCAAGUAACUGUAGCAGUCUCUGGAAGUAGCAAAGUGAGGGAACUCUACAAGUCUCGAUAUUUCCCGAAAUUUUAUUGUAAGGAGACGAUUGCGCUCGCUUUUUAGUAUAUUUUCAUAAUUUCUUUAAAUAAAAUUGCCAAAACCUUCUUCUUACAUUACAAA